Molecule: messenger RNA, 942 nt
Organism: Yamadazyma jaroonii
Lineage: Eukaryota; Fungi; Ascomycota; Pichiomycetes; Serinales; Debaryomycetaceae
Source: the annotation of a GenBank genome assembly
AUGACUAAACCAACAGAAGAAGAGAUCCUUCAAAGACAAAAGGAUAAGGAAACUCAUGAAGCCAAAAGGAAAGAAUUGGGGAUAAGUAAAAGUCAAUAUAAGAAGAUUCUCAAACAAGAACAAUUUGAAGCAUCUAAAACCGAAUACCGUAAGAUUCAAAGAGAUAAACGAAAGAAGAGAAAAAAUGAUGAUGAAGAAAGAAAACCCAAAGAGAAGAGACUUAGAGUCGAUGAACAAAACCCCACAGGAGUCAAAUUCAUAGUAGAUUGUGAAUUUGAUGAUUUAAUGAAUGACAAAGAAAUCAAUUCCUUAUCUAAUCAGAUAACACGAAUCUAUAGUUCCAAAAGAAUUUGUAAAUACGACUUACCAGUAACGGUGACAUCUUUUGGAGGCAAGUUGCAAAAGAGAUUCGAGAAAGCUAUAGAACAUUAUGUUGGAUGGAAAGAUUUCACUAUAACACCUGAAAGCCUCCAACAAUUGAAAGAUGAUAAUGACAAAACUGGUAAGUAUGGAGAGUUGAUAUAUUUAACGGCCGAUACAGAUGAAGUCAUAGAGACCUUGGAAGAUGAUAAAACAUAUAUUAUUGGAGGUAUUGUCGAUAAGAAUAGACACAAGAGUUUAUGUGUCAAUAAAGCCAAACAAUUAGGAUUGAAAGUAGGUAAGUUGCCUAUUGAUAAAUACAUUGAAAUGAAUGCUCGUCACGUGUUGGCCACAUCUCAUGUAUAUGAAAUUUGUUGUAAAUGGUAUGAAUUAGGAAAUUGGAAAGAUGCUUUCAAUGCUAUACUUCCUAAGAGAAAAUUAAUCCCAAAGAAAAGAGUUAGAGGGGGUAAGAAACAAGAUAUCUCCACGGAAUCACCCGAGUCUACAGAAUCUCCUGCCACGAAUUCUAAUGAAGAAACUAAUCUAUCAUCCGACCAACUUUCAGAUGUUCCAAGUUCUUAG